AAUAUUCAUGUUUUAGAUUGUUCAUAUAAGAAACUUAUUUUAUAAAUUUUCUUGUAUAGGAGUGGACACAGAAAACUCUUGAGAUUAGCAAGGAAUUCUCAGCAUGGGGAUUGUGGAUCUCUUCAUUACGGCAUCAAUUCCAGUGCUGAAGGUCCUAUUAGUUACGGCACUUGGGUCCUUUCUCGCAUUGGACCACAUUAAUAUUAUGGGAAAUGAUGCUAGGAAGCAUAUGAAUAGAGUUGCAUUCUUCGUAUUUUUUCCGGCUCUUGUGGCGUCAAACCUUGCCCAAACAAUAACAUAUGAAAGCAUGGUUAAGUUGUGGUUCCUUCCUAUGAAUAUUUUUAUGACAUAUCUCAUUGGUUCAGUGCUUGGAUGGUUGCUUUUAAAAAUCAGUAGACCUCCUUCCCAUUUAAGGGGCCUAAUCUUUGGUUGCUGUGCUGCAGGAAAUAUGGGGCCUAUGCUUAUCAUCAUCGUCCCAGCGGUCUGUAGAGAGAAAGGCAGCCCAUUUGGAGCUCCUGAUGUCUGCAGUACAUAUGGACUGUCUUAUGCUUCAAUUUCUAUGGCGAUUGGGGCCAUUUAUUUGUGGUCGUAUGUGUACAAUAUUGUGCGGGUAUAUUCAAGUAAGGACAUUGAAGGGAUUGAUGACUCUACAAGUAAAUCUAUAGAAGAAACUUCAAAGGUACUCAAUGGGAGUUGCACAGAACCACUACUGUCAAAGGAUUUACCAGUCUUGGAGAACCAUGCGGACCAUUUUACACUUCCAUGCACUUCAUUGGAUGCAAGAUUACAGGUUCCAAUUUCAGUUAAGUUUAGACAAUAUUUAAAGAUGCUUUCUGAAAAGAUCGACUUGAAGACAUUAUUGGCACCUUCUACCAUUGCAGCGAUUGUUGGGUUUGUUAUCGGAGUAGUCCCUCAAAUCCGAUGGCUAAUGAUUGGUGAAGGUGCUCCUCUUCGUGUCAUUGAAGAUUCAGCCUCUUUGCUUGGUGAGGGAGCCAUCCCAGCUAUCAUCUUGAUAAUGGGAGCAAACCUUCUUAGAGGUUUAAAGGGGUCAGAUAUUCAUGCAUCCCUUAUCGUUGGGAUCAUUGUAGUUCGUUAUAUUAUACUCCCAGUGUUGGGUAUCUUCAUUAUUAAGGGAGCAUUACAUUUUGGCCUGGUGCACCCAGAUCCAUUGUAUAUGUUUAUUCUUCAUCUUCAAUUUGCAGUCCCGCCAGCAAUGAACAUAGGAACAAUAACCCAAUUAUUCGGUUCUGGUGAGAGAGAAUGCUCUGUUAUUCUGCUAUGGGCCUAUGGAUUGGCUUCGGUUUCACUCACCCUUUGGUCAACCUACUUUAUGUGGCUUGCGGCUUGAUAUUGCUUCUUCCGGCCUAUCGGGUG
This is a messenger RNA of Telopea speciosissima, 1374 nucleotides long. Its product is annotated as protein PIN-LIKES 3-like. The transcript is spliced from 10 exons. The record is from RefSeq and is a predicted model, not a curated record. Lineage: Eukaryota; Viridiplantae; Streptophyta; Magnoliopsida; Proteales; Proteaceae. Bases 104 to 1348 code for a protein of 414 amino acids. Gene Ontology annotation, biological process: endoplasmic reticulum to cytosol auxin transport. Gene Ontology annotation, cellular component: membrane.